AAGAGAAACAAAUAUUAAAAAAAAACAUUGAAUAUAUUAUUACCCACCAUUGAUAUGGUUCCCAUAUAUAGAAGAAAUCAUUUUGACUAGCCUGAAACACUAAAACCCGAUUUUACGUCUCUCUCUCAGCAUUUCAUUGAGAUCGUGAGAAGAUGAAACUCGACGAAGAAUUCUUACACGACAGAGACCAUUCGUUUCUGACAGAUGACGAGGAAAAUCAAGCAGAUCUUGCUUGUUCUGACGAUGAACACGAUGGAGAUGGUCGGAGAUGCGGAGCAAAUUCUGAUACCUCCUCUCCGUUGUCUCGUAAUCGUUCAGAUAACAAUCUCACUGAUGUCCCUCCUCCAUGGCCACAGAGCUACCGACGAUCAAUGGAUUUAAUGACGGGAAUGACUCCACCUUCGGUGAGUUUCAUGCCUCGAAGCCUGUCCCGGAGAUCAGGCUCUUCCUUCCACAAGAAGCAACCGUCUUCCUUUUUCGAUUCGUUUUCUUCUUCCUCAAGCAAGCCUCUUCUCUCUCAACCAGACCCUGACAAGGAAGAUACCAUAUUACCUCCCCAUUUUCCAUCCCAGCUCAAGCUCUCCGUCACCGAUCUUCCCUUGCCACAAUCUAAUCUCUGCUCCGUUUCUCAAUCCAUUCUCAACGGAACCAAUGUGCUGUGUGGGCUAGGAUUAAUAACAAUGCCUUAUGCAAUAAAAGAAAGUGGAUGGCUAGGUUUGAUCAUACUCUCCUUCUUUGGAGUCAUCACUUGCUACACAGGCAUUCUCUUGAAGAGAUGUCUUGAAAGUUCUCCUGGUCUUCAAACUUACCCUGAUAUCGGCCAAGCCGCCUUUGGCAUUACCGGUCGCUGCAUCAUUUCCAUCCUUCUGUACAUAGAGUUGUAUGCAGCUUGUGUGGAAUACAUAAUCAUGAUGAGUGAUAACUUAUCAGGACUAUUCCCAAACGUUUCAUUGAGCAUUACCCCAGGGCUGUCUCUAGAUUCUGCUCAAACCUUUGCAGUUUUAACCACUAUUCUUGUUCUUCCAACUGUCUGGCUUAAAGACCUUAGCUUGCUUUCUUACCUUUCAGUUGGAGGAGUCUUGGCAUCAGUCUUGCUAGGUCUCUGCCUCUUUUGGGUCGGUGCAGUCGAUGGAAUCGGGUUUCAUGCAACAGGAAAACUUAUGGACUUCGGUAACUUACCUGUUGCUAUAGGGAUUUUCGGGUUUGGGUACUCGGGUCAUUCGGUUUUUCCAAACAUAUAUUCUUCUAUGAAAGAUCCUUCCAAGUUUCCUCUUGUUUUAGUUAUUUGUUUUGGUUUCUGUACGGUCUUAUACAUAGCGAUAGCAGUCUGCGGUUACACCAUGUUUGGUGAAGCGCUCCAAUCACAAUUCACAUUAAACAUGCCUAAACACUUCCUUCCAUCUAAAAUAGCGGUUUGGACUGCGAUUGUUACACCGAUGACAAAAUACGCGUUAACCAUCACUCCAAUCGUUCUGAGUCUCGAAGAACUUAUUCCAAUGGCUAAGAUGAGGUCACAUGGUGUAUCGAUAUUGUUCAGAACAAUCCUAGUCAUCUCUACUCUGGUCGUUGCUCUUUCAGUUCCUUUCUUUGGGAUCGUGGCUGCACUCAUCGGAUCAUUCCUUGCAAUGCUUGUGGCUCUUAUCUUUCCAUGUCUAUGUUAUCUUAGUAUCCUCAAGGGUAAAUUAACCAACACUCAAAUUGGAUUAUGCAUGUUCAUUAUAAUCUUCGGGUUGGUGAGUGGUUGUUGUGGUACUUACUCGGCUAUCUCAAGAUUAGCAGACCAGAUGACAUGACUGGCUGAAAAUUUUAUGGAGAUUUAAAUUAGGUGUUUGUUGUAUACUAUACUACUAUGUUUAUAAAUAUCUAUUCGGUUCAGACUUUUUUUUUGGCUUUAGAAAACAAACCUAAAUGAAACCCCGAAUAUAGUCCAGUCUGGAUUUUUGCCAUGUAAGAAUUUAAAUCUUUCAAAUGUGUUCUGGUUUGAGUUUUUUUUU
This is a messenger RNA of Brassica oleracea var. oleracea, 1994 nucleotides long. RefSeq names its product vacuolar amino acid transporter 1. The record is from RefSeq and is a predicted model, not a curated record. Bases 153 to 1793 code for a protein of 546 amino acids. The transcript is spliced from 11 exons. Gene Ontology annotation, cellular component: plasma membrane. NCBI's taxonomy places the organism in Eukaryota, Viridiplantae, Streptophyta, Magnoliopsida, Brassicales, Brassicaceae.